CCCGAUCUGCUCAACUUCAAGAAGGGAUGGAUGUCAAUCUUGGAUGAACCUGGAGAGUGGAAGAAGCAUUGGUUUGUGCUGACGGAUUCCAGCCUCAAAUAUUACAGGGACUCCACCGCCGAGGAGGCAGAUGAACUGGAUGGUGAGAUCGACCUGCGCUCCUGCACAGACGUCACCGAGUAUGCAGUACAGCGCAACUAUGGCUUCCAGAUCCAUACCAAAGAUGCCGUUUAUACCUUGUCGGCAAUGACCUCGGGCAUCCGGAGGAACUGGAUUGAGGCUCUCAGGAAGACUGUGCGUCCAACUUCAGCCCCAGAUGUCACCAAGCUCUCAGACUGCAAUAAGGAAAACACGCUGCAUGGCUGUGGCACACAGAAGGGCUCCCUGAAGAUAGGGGAGCAGCGGACAGGCUCUGAGGUUAUCGGCCGGGGUGGCCCUCGCAGAGUGGAUGGAUCUCGGCAGUCACUGGACUACGUGGAGCUCUCUCCAUUAACCCCAAGCUCCCCGCAGCGCGUGCGCACUCUGACCCGCUCCACUUCUGAGCGUCCACCCAAACAGGAGGAUCUAGAGCGGGACCUGGCGCAACGCUCUGAGGAAAGGCGCAAGUGGUUUGAGUCCACGGACAGCAGGAACCCAGAGACUCCCAGUGGUGAUGGGCCUCGAAGGGGCCUGGGUGCCCCCCUGACUGAUGACCAGCAGAGCCGACUCAGUGAGGAGAUUGAAAAGAAGUGGCAGGAACUGGAAAAGCUGCCCCUGCGGGAGAAUAAGCGAGUGCCGCUCACUGCCCUGCUCAACCACGGCCGCAGCGAGCGCCGGGGACCCCCAAAUGACAGCCAUGAGGCCCUGGAGAAGGAGGUCCAAUCUCUCCGUGCCCAGCUAGAAGCAUGGAGGCUCCGAGGGGAAGCUCCUCAGAAUGCCCCCAGACUCCAGGAGAACAGCCAUAUUCCUCCAGGCUACAUCUCACAGGAAGCCUGUGAGCGCAGCCUGGCGGAGAUGGAGUCCUCACACCGGCACGUGAUGGAUCAGCUGCAGCAGCACCAUGAACGGGAGCUACAGCGGCUGCAGCAAGAGAAGGAGUGGCUCCUGGCUGAGGAGACGGCUGCCACAGCCUCAGCCAUUGAAGCCAUGAAGAAGGCAUAUCAAGAAGAGCUGAACCGGGAACUGAGCAAAACACGGAGUCUCCAACAGGGUCCAGAUGGCCUGCAGAAGCAACACCAGUUGGACAUGGAGGCACUGAAGCAGGAACUGCAGGUGCUGUCUGAGAGGUACUCCCAGAAAUGCCUGGAAAUCGGUGCCCUGACACAGCAGGCAGAGGAGCGCGAGCAUACCCUGCGGCGCUGCCAGCAGGAGGGUCAGGAGCUGCUGCGCCACAACCAGGAGCUGCACUCACACCUGUCAGAGGAGAUCGACCGUCUACGCAGCUUCAUCGCCUCGCAGGGCACAGGCAAUAGCUGUGGGCGCAGCAGUGAGAGGAGCUCUUGUGAGCUGGAGGUGCUCCUGAGAGUAAAAGAGAAUGAACUCCAGUACCUGAAAAAGGAGGUGCAGUGCCUCCGGGAUGAGCUCCAGGUGAUGCACAAGGACAAGCGCUUCACGGGGAAGUACCAGGAUGCAUAUGUGGAGCUGAACCACAUCAAGACACGGUCAGAGCGUGAGAUCGAGCAGCUGAAGGAGCACCUGCGCCUGGCCAUGGCUGCCCUGCAGGAGAAGGAAGCUGUGAGAAACAGCUUGGCUGAGUAGAGGUCCCUGUGGUUCAGCUCAGCUGAGGACCCUCCAGCGCCGAGGGACCAGCCACCCUCCUUCUCUGACAGAAGUCAGAAGCCAAGCUUUCUUCUCUCCCUGGGUCACAUGUGCACUCACACCUGCUACACACAUGCACGCGCACUCGCACAUGCACACACACAUGUACACACACAUGUACACACACACGUACACACACACACACACACACACACACACACACACACACAGACACACACUGCGGAUCUGAGCUCGUCCCUCGCACUGGGUCUUACCUUGCACCUUCUUCGGGAUUUUAUAUGUGAAGAGAUUUUUUAUAUAGAAUUUUUGCCUUUUUUUCCUAAAACACUUUAAACUUUAUAAAAGGCAAUUCUUGGUGGCAUGUGCCUCUAGCACUGGCUCCUGUGCCCUCCACUGCCCUGCUUGGGCCUCCUUCCUACCCUGGGCAUCUUGCAAAGGCCCAAGCAGGGCCAGAGUGAGUUGACCAGAAGGAAAAGGCCGGGAGCAGCCCUCUCUUCCUGCCCUACCUCUACUAACUACUCCUGCCCUGCCAGGUCCACACCCUGGCCUCUGGACAGGGGAGCCAAUGGACAGAGAAAGGAGCCUGUAGCUGUCCCCAUAGCUUCACUCUGAGGGGCGCUGGGUGUGGCCCACUAGCGCUAACCAUGAAGACACAUCUCUUCUGUCCCAUGAGUCAUCCUAACAAUAAAACCUUCCAGCAACUCUG
Molecule: messenger RNA, 2464 nt
Organism: Cricetulus griseus (Chinese hamster)
Lineage: Eukaryota; Metazoa; Chordata; Mammalia; Rodentia; Cricetidae
Source: RefSeq, a predicted model, not a curated record